Messenger RNA from Bipolaris sorokiniana ND90Pr, 694 nucleotides. RefSeq lists its product as uncharacterized. Bases 50 to 586 code for a protein of 178 amino acids. The record is from RefSeq and is a predicted model, not a curated record. The transcript has 3 exons. NCBI's taxonomy places the organism in Eukaryota, Fungi, Ascomycota, Dothideomycetes, Pleosporales, Pleosporaceae.
AGCAACCCGAGUCAAUACUCAAAUCCCAUCCAUAACACCAGCCGUCAAAAUGCGUACCUCAAUCGUUGUCGCCCUUUCUAGCCUGAGCCUUACCGUUAUGGGCUGCAGCACAGUGACCAAGGUCACUCAUACCUUUUAUGGAUACCCAGAUAACGACCCAGCAGGCCCAGCGACUGCUUACGAUUGUGGCCGUGGUUUCAAGGCUGGUGGUACUGGCACCUAUACUGAUCCCUUGACUUUUGCCUCUGCGCCCGGCGAGUUCAACAAGUGCGAGGUCAUAUACGACCCAUACCUGCGCAAAUACCUGCGCUUCGAAGAUUACUGCGCCCAGUGCACCACCGACUGGAAGGCGAACCCAAAGAUCAACCAUAUCGACGUAUGGACUGGCAGCACCACAGUCAAUGGCGGUCAAAACCAGAUACAAUGUGAAAAUGAUCUUACGCCAGCAGAUCGGAGCCAGACCAUUGUUCGCCAGCCAUCCGCUAAUCUUCCUGUUGACAAAACCAACCUUUAUGUCAAGGGUGCAAGCCCCGCUUGCAGGACUAGCCAUAUAUAUUCCAGUUACAACAUUCGCGAUUACUGCUAGACAAAAACAUGGUAGCUGUAUAGUGAGGGAAAUGUUUCUGGAGUUCAUACACACUUGGAGUCGUUUCGUUGAGAUUUUCUAUACAUAGGCAUAUAUAAGCAUUGAAGC